CAUUCGUCCGCGCCCGGGCUCUGCUCUUCCGCUUUGCGCGGUCUCUGGUCCGGUUUUCCGGGCCGGAGUUUGUCGCGGGCUCCCCGCCCUCGGGGCUCCCCAUGGAGGAGACGGCGCGCCCGGCCGCAGCCUCGGAUGCUCGCACCUCGCACCGGACGGCGACGGAGGCGCUGGCCGCGCGAUCGCUGGGCAGGUUUGGAAACCGUAUCCUCGCCUGCGGCACCAGCAUUGCAGCCCUGAGAUCCAUGUGACUCGGCAGCUCCUCCACAGCAAACGCCAUGAGCCCGGGGCGGGGGAAGUAUGACUUCUGCAUCGGCCUGGGGCUGGCUAUGAGCUCCAGCAUCUUCAUUGGAGGGAGCUUCAUUUUAAAGAAGAAAGGCCUUCUGCGACUGGCCCGCAAAGGAUCCAUGAGAGCAGGUCAAGGUGGCCAUGCAUAUCUUAAAGAGUGGCUGUGGUGGGCUGGACUGCUCUCAAUGGGAGCCGGUGAGGUGGCCAACUUUGCCGCAUACGCCUUUGCCCCAGCCACCCUCGUGACUCCGCUGGGAGCGCUCAGCGUCCUCGUCAGUGCCAUUCUUUCUUCCUACUUCCUCAAUGAAAGGCUGAAUCUUCACGGGAAGAUUGGGUGCUUGCUGAGCAUUCUGGGCUCCACAGUAAUGGUUAUUCACGCGCCAAAGGAAGAGGAGAUCGAGACUUUAAACGAGAUGUCACACAAGCUCGGGGAUCCAGGUUUUGUGGUCUUCGCAACCCUUGUGGUCAUUGUGUCCCUGAUACUCAUCUUCGUGGUGGGACCCCGCCACGGACAGACGAACAUUCUCGUGUACAUCACCAUCUGCUCUGUGAUCGGAGCGUUUUCCGUCUCCUGCGUGAAGGGCCUGGGCAUCGCGAUCAAGGAGCUGUUUGCUGGCCAGCCUGUCCUGCAGCACCCCCUGGCAUGGGCCCUGCUCCUGAGCCUCCUGGUGUGUGUGAGCACACAGAUCAACUACCUGAACAGGGCUCUGGACAUAUUCAACACUUCCCUCGUCACUCCCAUCUACUAUGUCUUCUUCACCACCUCCGUGCUCACCUGCUCGGCGAUUCUCUUUAAGGAGUGGCAGGACAUGCCAGUGGACGACAUCAUCGGCACCUUGAGUGGCUUCUGCACUAUCAUUGUGGGGAUAUUUCUGUUGCACGCCUUCAAAGAUGUCAGCUUUAGUCUAGCAAGCCUUCCCGUGUCCUUCCGAAAAGAUGAAAGAGCGAUGAACGGCAAUCUCACUAAUAUGUACGAAGUUCUAAGUAACGAAGAAAGUGUAACCUGUGGGAUUGAGCAGCACACUGGGGAGAAUGUCUCCCGAAGAAAUGGAAAUCUGACAGCUUUUUAAGAAACAAAAAUUCAAAAGUUGAUAAUUGUUAUAAAGUGAACUUUAGAAUCAGAAUGUGUCGAAAAAAAGCAGUGUUUUCAAACAAUGUUCUCUAGAGACAAUCUUUUUUAAGGUCUUACUUAAUUUGGACCAAGAAAUUACUUUUCUUAUAUUUAAAUGAUGGUAGCUCACAAAAAUAACCUCAUUACCUGGCCAAUUUUUGUUAACUUUGUAUUAUCGUAGCGGUAUUAAAAUUUUUCACCAAAA
This is a messenger RNA of Pipistrellus kuhlii (Kuhl's pipistrelle), 1604 nucleotides long. RefSeq names its product NIPA magnesium transporter 2 (gene NIPA2). Gene Ontology annotation, molecular function: magnesium ion transmembrane transporter activity. Gene Ontology annotation, cellular component: membrane. The transcript is spliced from 6 exons. Bases 279 to 1358 code for a protein of 359 amino acids. The record is from RefSeq and is a predicted model, not a curated record. Lineage: Eukaryota; Metazoa; Chordata; Mammalia; Chiroptera; Vespertilionidae. Gene Ontology annotation, biological process: magnesium ion transport.